This is a messenger RNA of Zea mays, 1326 nucleotides long. RefSeq names its product Pirin-like protein 2. The record is from RefSeq and is marked provisional. NCBI's taxonomy places the organism in Eukaryota, Viridiplantae, Streptophyta, Magnoliopsida, Poales, Poaceae. Bases 104 to 1231 code for a protein of 375 amino acids. The transcript is spliced from 8 exons.
CAUAACCGCACGCCUUCCCGUUGUCCAUUUGCUCCACGGGCCAGCCUGCCGGCGCCGCCACUGCAAAGUCCGUACACACAGACACACAACGCACGUCACCGCCAUGUCUGCCGCCACUGCUUGCAUGCCCCUGGUCCUUGAUCCGUCUCCUCUCCAUGGAUCGGCGGCAAUGGCAGAUGCCGUUGAGAGGCGGCAGCCCGGUGGCAUGGAGACCACCAAGACCGGUUCCGAGGGAACGCUCGGCCGCGUCGUCAGGAGCCAAGUGUUUGGCAACGAGGACGACGACCGUGCUGGGCACGGCGACGGCGACGAGGUGAGCAAGCCGCGGGCGGUGGUCCACACACUGACGUGCGAGCGCAAGCCAUUGUUCGAGGGCUUCGCGCUCUGGCGGAGCAUCGGCAGGCCUGAGCUUCCCGAACUGGAUCCAAUCUUAUCGUUCGACGAAUUCGAGUUUUCUGCUCCAGCUGGCUUCCUUGACCAUCCUCACAGGGGAUUUGAGAACGUUACCUAUAUGCUCGAGGGCGGCAUCAGUUACCACGACUUUUCAGGCCACAAGGGAACCAUCAACCCAGGAGACGUUCAGUGGCUGACGGCGGGGCGCGGCGUCGUGCACGCGGAGAUGCCCGCCGCCGGCCAGGGAGUACAGAGGGGCAUCAACAUCUGGAUCAACCUCUCUGCCGCCGACAAGAUGGUGGAGCCGAGGUACCAGGACCUGGCGAGCCACGACAUCCCCGCCGCCGCGGCGGACGCCGCUGGCGGCGUCUCCGUCAAGGUCAUCGCGGGCGAGUGCCUCGGCGCGCGCUCCCCGCUCCGGCCCCGCACCCCGGCGCUGUGCCUCGACGUCGCCCUGCGGCCCGGCGCGCGCCUGCGCCAGCCUGUCCCGCGCGGGUGGAGCGCCUGCGCGUACGUCAUCCACGGCGAGGCCGCCUUCGGCACUGCCUCCGGCGAGGGUAACGGCGCCUCCACGGCUACCGCGCGCACGCUCGUCGUGUUCGGUGGCGACGGCGACGGCGUGGAGCUGCGGGGCGAUGCAGCGGGCCAGGGCGCGAGGGUCAUGCUGGUCGCAGCUCGGUCGCACGGCGAGGCGGUGGCGCGGGACGGCCCCUUCGUCAUGAAUACCCGGGAGGAGGUGGACCAGGCGCGGGAGGACUACCGCCACCGCCGCAACGGCUUCGAGAUGGCCGACGGCUGGACCUCCGAUCACGCCUCCGCAGCUGAAAAGCAUUCAUAGGAUACACCUACCUUAGGCUAGUCGCGCGCGGAUGCAACUGUGUAAGGCUUUAUAUGUAGUUUGAUUUCCAUCAAUAAUCCACAAGUUUUAUUUCC